UAAACAUGAUGAAACAUUUGAGUUGAAAUUGUUAGCCUAACUUCUAGAGAUGCAGUGAUACAUGACAUAGUGAAAAAUGACAGAAUGAAUAAUACGGAAGGUAGGUUAAAAUGAAUUUUAAAAGUGUGCCCCCUAAAAGCACAAGUGGCCCCUGCCUGCAAACCCCCCCUCGCCCUCACCCUCCCCAGUUACUGUGGUCAGCAGUCAGCAAUUCUUUUUGAUUCUUGUGGUUACUAAAUUUUGCAACAUCAUUCAGAAAGUGAAAGUAAAAUUCUGGAUUGCUGGAGCUCAAACAGUGAAAAUGGAUUCGAUUUCUGUAGCUCAUUUGUCUUGUCCUGAGUGUAAGGAAAUCUUCAAGGAUCCUGAUGUUUUAUCAUGUGGACACAGUUUCUGUAAAGACUGUCUUCAACAGUUCUGGAGAAUCAAGGAAACUCAGGAGUGUCCUCUCUGCAGAAAACUGGCAAGUCAUGAUCCUGUACGUAAUCUUGUGUUAAAAGGCUUGUGUGAUCUGCUCCUGAAGGAGAGAAAUGAGAGGCAUUCAUCAGGAUCUGAGGAGAUCUGCAGUUUACACGGAGAGAAACUCAAACUCUUCUGUCUGGAGGACAAACAUCCUGUGUGUUUAGUGUGCAGAGAUUCACCGACACACAACAAUCACACAUUUAGACCCAUCCCUGAAAUUGUUUCAUCAUACAAGGAGAAGCUCUAUACAGCACUGAAGUUCUUUCGAGAGAAACCUAAACACAGUGCAAAAAUUAAAGGAGAGUUUGAGAAAACAAUUCAAUACAUAAAGUCUCAAGCUGAGCACACAGAGUGUCAGAUAAAACAGCAGUUUGAGAAGCUCCAUCAGUUUCUCAGAGAUGAAGAAGAAGCUACAAUCACUGCACUGAGGGAGGAAGAGGAGCAGAAGAAGCAGAUGAUGGUGGAGAAGCUGGAGGAGAUCAACAGACACAUCUCAGCUCUUUCACAGACAGUCAAAGAGACAGAGGAGAUGAUGGAAGCCAAUGAAGUCUGCUUUCUAAAGGAGUUUCCAGUCUCAAUGGAAAGAGUCCAGAUCUCAUCACAGCCGGAUCCACAGACACCUUCUGGAGCUUUGAUUCAUGUGCCACGUUACUUGGGCAACCUGCCCUUCAGAGUCUGGAAGAAGAUGCAGGACAUCAUCCAAAACACUCCUGUGAUUCUAGAUCCAAACACUGCAAAUCAGUGGCUCGUCCUGUCUGAUGAUCUGACCAGUGUGAGAAACUGCAAGAACAAACAAUUGCUUCCUGAUAAUCCAGAGAGAUUUGACCAUUAUCCAUGUGUUCUGGGCUCAGAGGGUUUUAAUUCAGGAACACACCGCUGGGAUGUGGAGGUUAAAGCAAGUUUCAAGUGGAGUCUUGGUGUAACUACAGCAUCAAACCAAAGGAAGGGAUGUGAUUUCUAUACCAGCGAAGUCUGGGGUGUGCAGUACGGACUGACUACACUGUUUGGUUUUCCUGUUGAACAGGAUCUUGAGCGUGUGAGAGUGGAUCUGGACUAUGACAGAGGAACAGUGUCAUUCUCUGAUCCUGUAACUAACACAGAUCUACACACAUUCACAACCACCUUCACUGACACUGUCUUGCCAUUCUUCUGGAUUUCUGCAUUUUCCUCUCUGCGAAUCUUACAGUCCAAUUAGUAAACAUUACACCUGUAGGUCUGGAUCGACCUGCCUUCACUGGUGGUGAGGAUCCAGAAUCUUUGACAGCUGAAAAAAAAAUGCCAAACUCUUAACGGCUUACCCGUGCCGAUAAUCUGAUCACCUGACACACUCUAGUCUUAUAGAAGAAAAUUUUAUUAGGAUCUUUCACACAUUGCUUAUUUUACAAAAAACUGUGACAAAUAUAAAUAAAAAGUAAUCCAACUAAAGCAAACACUGAUCGCUAUAAUGGUGACUUCCAAAGAAAGGGUGUAUUCACACCUGAAUUGUUUGGUUCGAUUUAAUCAAACUCAAGUUUGCUUCCCACUUUGGUGCGGAUCUUUUACUCAUUCCUGGGUGCAGGUCCACCAUCUGGUCUGGAUACCCACUGGAUCAGCUAAUUGCGAUAACCUAGGGAUAAGGGUGAGACAAUAUAUAAGUGACUAAUAUAAGCAUUGAUGUCAUUCUUCUUACAAAGUAAGAAGUAAUAACAUCAAGUACAUUAAAUAUUAUGGAAAGUGUUGCUGCUUACCCUAAUUGGUGUAGAAUACAAAUCCUUUAAAGGAUUUGAAUUAUAAAAAUGUGAUAGUGUGUCAUGUGAAUGCAAGGCUAAAGAGAUGGGACUUUUAAACUCACAGAGUGUGUCUGCCUCCCGAAGUCCGCCUUUUGAUCUGCCAGCUGGAGCCACCUCUUCAUAGUCCCCUUGAUCUCCAUUUUAGCAGCACUAGUUUAACCCUUUUGCACGUGAGUUAAAUAUUCUAGCUGAGCCCCGAGCGUGAGUUUCUUUAGGCGACCGUUAUUUUAGAAUGUACCACCUUAUUGUUUCCAUGGCAACGCGUCAUGCUUGUCAUGUGACACAACACAGCCACAAUAGAUCUGUAUGACACAUGGAUCG
Messenger RNA from Cyprinus carpio (common carp), 2549 nucleotides. Its product is annotated as E3 ubiquitin-protein ligase TRIM35-like. Lineage: Eukaryota; Metazoa; Chordata; Actinopteri; Cypriniformes; Cyprinidae. Gene Ontology annotation, molecular function: protein binding; zinc ion binding. The record is from RefSeq and is a predicted model, not a curated record.